UGGUGGGUUGUGACGUCGGUCCUCUCCUGAAACGCAUCAUUUGGCAACCCAUCACAGUUCCUCUCCAGCGAAGCUAAGCUACAACCCCACUGCGUUUCCCAUCACUGCUGGAUAGGGCACUUUAGGAUCGCCUCGCAAAAAACAGCGCGGGGAAUAUACUAAACAUCUCAGGGGUGUAACAGAGGAGGGAAGGUGCACUCAGGAUGGUCACCAUUCCGGAGUACUACGUGGGAAAAAAUGUUCUCAUCACAGGGGCCACAGGCUUUAUGGGGAAAGUACUUCUGGAGAAGUUGUUACGCUCUUGUUCCGGUGUCAAAGCUGCCUAUGUGCUUGUCCGGCCCAAAGCAGGACAAGCGCCUGAUGCCCGUAUUGCUGACAUGAUCAACUGCAAGCUUUUUGACAGACUGCGAGAGGAGCAGCCCGAUUUCGCAGAGAAGAUCGUGGCGGUCAACAGCGACCUGACGCAGCCAGAUCUGGACCUGAGCACAGAAGACCAGGAGACUCUCACGGGCAGUAUUAACAUUGUGUUUCACUGCGCUGCCACUAUCCGCUUCAACGAGCCUCUGAAAGAUGCUAUGCAGUUGAAUGUGCUGGCCACGCAGAAGAUGGUUAACUUGGCUCACAGAAUGAAGCAUUUGGAGGUGUUUAUCCACGUGUCCACAGCCUACGCCCACUGUGACCGUGAGCUCAUUGAAGAGGUGGUCUAUCCACCACCUGUCGAUUACAGGAAACUCAUAGACACACUUGAGUGGAUGGACGACAAACUGGUCUCUUUAAUGACACCAAAGCUGUUAGGUGAGCGGCCUAACACAUACACGUACACUAAAGCCUUGGCAGAACAGCUCAUCCAGCAGGAGUGUGGAAACCUCAAUGUCGCCAUCAUCAGGCCCUCGAUCGUAGGAGCCAGCUGGAAGGAGCCGUUCCCCGGCUGGAUUGAUAAUUUCAACGGGCCGAGUGGGAUAUUCAUCGCUGCAGGAAAGGGGAUUCUACGAACAAUGAGGGCUUCAAAUAACGCUGUCGCUGACCUCGUGCCAGUCGAUGUGGUCAUAAACACCACUUUGGCUGCUGCCUGGUAUUCCGGUUCCCAGAGACAUGCCAGGCCGAGAAGUAUGUUGGUGUACAACUGCACGACGGGCGGGAUCAAUCCAUUUCACUGGGGUGAAGUUGAGUACCAUGUUAUAUCCACUUUCAAGAGGAACCCCCUCGAGCAGGCCUUCAGGCGGCCAAAUGUAAAUCUCACAACCAAUCACCUUAUCAAUCAGUACUGGAUUGCUGUAAGCCACAAGGCGCCAGCAUUCCUAUAUGAUCUCUUCCUCAGGAUGUCAGGAAGAGAGCCCAGGAUGAUGAAGACAAUCACUCGGUUGCACAAGGCCAUGAUGGUGCUGGAGUACUUCACAAGCCACUCGUGGGUGUGGAACACAGACAACGUUACCAUGCUCAUGAACCAGAUGGGAUCUGAGGACAAGAAGGCAUUUAACAUUGACGUCAGGCAGUUGCACUGGGCAGAAUACAUGGAGAAUUACUGCAUGGGCACUAAGAAGUAUGUUCUCAAUGAAGAGUUGUCAGGACUCCCAGCAGCACGCAAACACUUGAACAAGCUGCGGAACAUUCGCUACACUUUCAACACCAUUUUGGUUGUCUUAAUCUGGCGCAUUUUCAUCGCCCGUUCGCAGAUGGCCAGAAACAUCUGGUACUUCGUCGUCAGCUUGUGCUUCAAGUUCCUCUCCUAUUUCAGAGCCUCCAGCACCAUGAGAUACUGAAUCCACCCCAACUGUCCUUUCCCACCCCUCUCUCCCGACGGCUAUGCACACACUUAUGGUCAAGCGUACGGGCGUAGUAUCCACUAUCCUCCCUUCCUGCGCAAAUGCACCCUCAACAUCACAGGGUGCAAGUGCACUCAACUGCUAUGUAGAAAGCAUGAAUUUUCAGGGCUCGAGGUCUAUGAAGCUCUCUCAGCACAAUGAGAGCGACUGUGUCCGUGCCGAGCGCGUUUGAGCACUUCGUGUACCUGUUCCACCUCCUGAACGCAAACAUCUUGAUUAUUAUGGUUUACAUACAUGCUCAUUUUUGUUGGCGGCAUUGGCCCCUUUCCAACUGUAAUCAACGAAGCACAAGGAGGAGAAAAAAAAAAAAGAGAGAUGGCUUUGUCUCAGCUCUGUGCCUACAAUUCAAAAAUUACCGUCAUCAUGUGCCCAAUGUCUUUGUUUGAUUCAUGUCUUUUGCCUUACUUCCUUUCCAAUACCUCUCACCAUGGUCGAGAUGAAAGUGAUUGACAUGUCACCAAAUAAUAAGCGUCUUGAGUGUCUGAUUCCAGGCCUUAUGUUUGUCUUCACAAUCUUUUCUUCAGUCAAUACCAAAAUGUCAUAUUGAAAUACUUUUUUUUAUGUACUACUUGACGUUUUUGUGAAAGCAAUCAACCGCUUUUAAUCAACAUUUCUCUGAUAUUAAUAAACGUGUUAUUUUUCCUCAGAAAUGCUAGAAAGAGCAAGCCUCAGUUUUUUCACCUGCUUAAACCUGUUGCCUUUUAUGAAUUAUGAGGCUUAUUAAUAAACAUGAGCAGACGGGUUUGCGUCGACGGUUCGUAAAGCAGUUGACGUUUUACAAACAAUUCACAGAUUCGUUCCGCUCGUGUUUUAUAAAUAAAGUGCGAUGAUCGUCUCUUGCCAUAACUUAUUAGCGUUCAGGUAAUGAGCUUUUGUACAUAAAAAAAAAAAAAAAAAAAAGUUAUCUUUUGCGUAAAGCUUUCUGAGGAUAUGUUAGCUUUCGAAAUUUAGGUAAGAUGUACGCUACUUUAGCGUCUUUGCGUUCUUUUGCGCUUCGAUCGAGUCCAUAUCAGAGGAGGGUGAAUGUUAAUUUUGUUGUGUUGUGUUGUUCUUUCCUCUUUUUUUUCACCCAAAUUAUUUUGUGAACUGUCUGAAUGUUGAAGCCAUGUGAAAGAGCUAAUGUAUGUUUUCUAAAUCGUUCUAUUUAGAUAAAGCACUGUAAUUUAACAUUGUCUGCUACCAAGUAUUUUUCAUGUUUGAAAUAAAUAGGAAGUGAUUGUUUAUGACGCAAAAUGACAAGUGAAAUGAAGAGUUGUAAAUGCACCGUAUAGGCUACUCUUAUGGUCACACAUGCUUCCGAUCACAUUGUCAAGUUAUGUUUGUCAUACAAGCCGAACUCUUUGCACAGCUAAUAUACUAGGAAACGCUAGUUGAUGAAUAUUGUUACUAACUGUGUGGAUUAUAGAUGAACUAUUCUGUCUUUUCUAUUAACGAUGAACUGAUUUAAAAAAAAAAAAAAUCCUUGCCUUCAUUUUUGCGCUUCUAUGAGAAUCCAUAUUUUUAUGUGGGAGUUUGAGUGGAAUAGUGAUUUUGAAAAUGAGUUUUGUGUAUUCAGGGUCUCAUUAAGAGUUUUUUUUUUUUUUACCCCAAAAUAGGGUAAAAUACAAAGUAAAUAAAUAGAGCUUUUUUUCCCCCCUAUAAUAGUCAAAUUAUCUUUGUAGUUUUCUUUGUGAUGGGUAAAAUUAGGCUUCAUUUGGUUUCUUUUGUGUGUGCGUGUGUUUGUGUGUGUGUGUGUCAGGUCACCUAAUGUUUCAUUUCCCACAGUAUUUUAUAACGAUAAUAUUAACAUUUUCUUCCUUAAGAUCAAGCUGAAGUCAGGCCUUGAUGGGACAAAUGUACAUUGUUUCCCUUUCUUUGUUUUGUCUGCCUUACUUAUAUAUCCUGUAAUUAUCAAGAAAUAAGUGAACUGUUCCCUGCAAUGUUAUGCUGUCUGUUUUCUGAGAAUUGCCACAUUAAAAUGUCAGUGGAGGGUUAAAAUCAAUGGGUGCCUUUCGUUUGUGAACCAAAAGAAAUAAACUAUGUGAACUUA
Onychostoma macrolepis is the source of this 3852-nucleotide messenger RNA. It is a transcript of the gene far1, whose product is annotated as fatty acyl CoA reductase 1. Lineage: Eukaryota; Metazoa; Chordata; Actinopteri; Cypriniformes; Cyprinidae. Gene Ontology annotation, molecular function: alcohol-forming very long-chain fatty acyl-CoA reductase (NADP+) activity. Bases 204 to 1760 code for a protein of 518 amino acids. The transcript is spliced from 12 exons. Gene Ontology annotation, biological process: long-chain fatty-acyl-CoA metabolic process. Gene Ontology annotation, cellular component: peroxisome. The record is from RefSeq and is a predicted model, not a curated record.